Messenger RNA from Aspergillus versicolor CBS 583.65, 3006 nucleotides. RefSeq lists its product as uncharacterized. Gene Ontology annotation, biological process: siderophore biosynthetic process. Lineage: Eukaryota; Fungi; Ascomycota; Eurotiomycetes; Eurotiales; Aspergillaceae. The record is from RefSeq and is a predicted model, not a curated record. The transcript has 4 exons. The coding region runs from base 1 to 3006 and encodes 1001 amino acids.
AUGCGAUCCACCCAGUUGCCUAAUGGACAGUCCUUCUCCGUCACCCCGGUAUUUGGGGGUUUUACUUUCAAGUCCAACAAUCUGAGUCAGGGUAGUUCAAACCUUCCUCCGGGUUGGACUGUUGUCCUGGGUACGCGACGUCAACCUGACGAGAUUCCUGAAGAAGAGCGGCCAGACCAUGAGCGCGGCCGAGCUCUAGAGCUAGAGAAGAGAGGAUCGGAUAUAUCCCAGGUCACUCGGUUUACUGUUCCUACCUUGUCUCAGGAUGAGCUCUAUAUUUCAUAUAUCGUCAACCCCCCGGACGCUGAUUUUAAGCCUGUCGCCUCUCCAACUCGGCAGAUCGCCAUGAUGCUUUGGGUCACUCUAUAUUGGUACUUCCAUGAGCCUGAACCCGAACGCCAAUUGAGCACGGCAGCAUCAUCGAACACGCCUGCGGCUGGAAGACCCAAGGGAGAUUGGCGAGUAAACAUCAAGCGAGAGGGUAUCUUCACCGGCCGCAAUGUGUUGCAGAAGCUGGAGCGCAUGGGGUUACUUGCCUGUGAAAAUUCAUCUGUUGGAGCCGAACCAAACAGCAUGGAUAACUGGUCGCACAUGUUCGUCAGCCAGCACAGUUUCUGGCAGCUUGAUCCGCGCCUGUAUCUCUUCACAUUAAGCCCACAGUCGUUUACGCGUUCUCUGGGGGGCUCGCCGUUCGGGAGAGUUGCUUCGCCGUCCCGCGAGAGCUUGUACCUAAACGACCCGAAUUCUCGUCCAAGAUCUGCAGGUUCGGGUCACUAUACACCUAGCGAGGGACCUUUUGCUUCUCAUAGCCACCUUCCGACUUUCUUUCCCGCCCCGCCUACUCAAUUCACAUUCACAAAUGGCGUGAGGCACCCAAUCAGACAGAAGCCGCCUCACCAAGGAGAAGUCUUCUAUGUACGCUACAUACCAAGCGUUCAGCAAUACCUCUCCUUCCGAGUCCCAUACUUGCCUCCCCGGGGAGAUAAAACUGAAAGGCCAACUCCAGCCCGUGCAUUCAGCCCGGUGAGCAGCAUAGACCAGCCGGACCAGAACUCACCCUCGGACCUUGAUUAUCUGCAUAAAUGGAUGAACGACCCGCGGGUCAAUGCAUCCUGGGGAGAGGCUGGCCCAAUUGAGCAUCAAGAGAAGUUCCUCCGGACGAAUCUUUCUAGUAAACACAGCUUUCCAGUGAUUGGGUGUUGGGAUGGCCAGCCCUUCGGCUACUUCGAGAUAUACUGGGUCAAAGAAGAUCGGUUAGGGUCGUUGAUCGGGGGUGCCGACAACUACGACCGAGGAAUCCAUCUUCUAGUAGGAGAGCAGGAUUAUCGCGGACCACACCGAGUCAACGCAUGGCUUUCUUCGCUGGUCCAUUUCUGCUGGUUAGCGGAUAUGCGUACUCAAACUGUGAUGUUGGAACCGCGGGUAGAUAAUACAAAGAUAAUCAGCUAUUUGCAAGGAGCAGGGUUCUACAAAGAUGGCGAGGUUAGGUUUCCUCACAAGCAGUCAGCGCUGAUGAAGAUCCGGCGUGAUAACUGGGAUGCCCCUGCUAACCCAAUCAUCUCCCCCGCCAGCCUGUGUCGCUCAUCCUAUAUCAUUCCUUCAUCACCCCCGGAGCUCAUCAUGCCUGUCACAUCGUCCGCUUCCCAAUCACCAUCUCGCAGUCUGAUUCAACGUGACGACAUUCUCCCCGAGAACCCUCCGCUGGACGAGCCCCUGCUUGCUGUGCAAAUUGGUGGCAUUGUUGGAGCAUACGUGAUCUUCGUUGCCAUCGUCUUGACUCUGCUUCUCGUGGUCGGCCGUCGUCUUCGCAGAACAGUCCAGGCGUCGAACUACACUCUACAAGUGGAAAUGAUGAAGCCAAAGGGACCCAUCGCCGCCCAGUCGGCUGCACCCUCCAUGGAUCCAAGCCCCGUCACCCCGACUAACAAGUCGCACGGCUUCAGAUCCUGGACCAGUUUCACCAAAGGAGGAGGUCAUUCUCACUCUCGUUCCAACAAUAGCAGCGUGGGCACUAUCGACCACGAAUCUGUUGUUGCUGCCGACCGCCGCAGAGCCCAGGAUCAGAUGGAAAUGCUCUACGCUGCGGUCAUGGAGCAGGAUGAGCAGCGUGCUGCUGCCUCAACCUCUCCUAUAAGCCCUUCAGAUGAUGUAAGCUUGCAAGAGCUUUCACCGCGGUCUCCCGUGAGCUACCAGAGUGCAAACCCGUUCUCCGACUACGCCCCUCGGGUGCCUGAGCCACAGCCAUAUCAGCAUCAUUACCAGCAACAGUAUCCCCCGCCGGCCCCAGCACCAGCGGCAUUCCCAGCUGCACCCCCAGCGCCGGUAGCCGCAGUCCAUACGGCUGCCGCUCCACCCCCUGCAAGCCCUGGAGGCCGCUCAACAUCAUCUCGCUUCUCGCGCGUCUCAAACCUCUCACUUUUCCACUCCAAUCGUGACUCAAACGCUGCCCCCCAGUCGCCGAACGCAAGUAAACUUCGCUCGCCCCGUUUUCCCGUGCGCAAACUCGGCAUCUCAUCUCCGCUCGCUUCACCAGACCCCAAAACGCCAACCCUGGAUCAAGUCCCUCUCUCCCCACGCUUUUACAACCCCGCUCCCCCACCAAUGCCUCCGGGCGUCACCCGCACCAAUACUAACAACACAACCACCUCGCGCGGCUCAAACGAACGCCGUAACCCUCCUCCUGCUCUGAACCUCCAAGCUGCAUCACCCGGCGGGCCCGGAAACAGCUCUUCAUCCCUCCCCUUCCGUGACGCAUACCCGCAGCUCCUCAGCGCUCCACCCACAAAGACAACCAUCCUUGAGCGCCCAGAGAAGCAGAUAAAUGGACCUCGAACGGGAUUACCUACUCCAUACAGCCCUUACAUGCCGUUUACACCAUUGACGCCGCUUACACCGAGCCGGAUUGUGACGAAGAAGCAGCGCAAGCUGGCGGGUAAAGAAAAUGGGCUUAGAGCAGUUAACGAGGAGGAUGCAGUUAGGGAUGAGAAUGAUAUGUGGGGGUAUUAA